Seminavis robusta is the source of this 10500-nucleotide messenger RNA. NCBI's taxonomy places the organism in Eukaryota, Bacillariophyta, Bacillariophyceae, Naviculales, Naviculaceae. The record is from the annotation of a GenBank genome assembly.
AUGUGGUCGUCACAGUAUACCGGUACCCAGGCACCUCCCCCCCCUGCUGGUGGUGGCCCACCUCCAGCUGCACAUCAUCAAGGACCUCCCCCGCCACAAGGUUCUUGGGAUUCCCAGGGAGACCAAGACGAACAUGGCGGAAGCGCGCUAAACACAGCCGUGGAUUUGGUGGCAUCUGCCGCUUCGGGUUUAUUUUUCUCGUCAUCAAAUAAUAAUAGCAACAACAAACCACCACCACCUCCGCAACAAGCAACCCCACUGGUCAAUAACCCCUAUCAAGCUUGUUCGCAAGGAGGACCCCCACAAGCAUUUUCGCCUCAUUUUCAACCGCCCAUUCAACCCACAACGUCCAUGUUAAGCACGACACCCCGAACUCCCGCUGCCUCGACUCAGCCGCCACCCAUUCAAGUCACGUCUUCUUUGCUUGCUACAGCUUCUAGAAUGCCACCGCCAAAAACACCUGCUGCUGUCACUGGUAUGACUCCUCGUCCUGGAGGACCACCUACGCCUCUGGCCAAUCAACCACCUAUGGUAGGAUUAGCACCACCCAUGCAACCAGUGUCAAGCCCACCACACACUACUUCGCCUGGGCCUCCCAGAGUAAUUUCGGUGCCCCCGGGAGCAACAAACAGACCAGCACCACCACUUGCAGUGUCUGCUGGUCCGCCUGGUCCGCCUGUAGCAGCUUUUGGUCCACCUCCAAUAGCAGCAACUACUGGCCCACCACCUUUGGCAGCCUCUGCUGGCCCACCUCCAAUAGCAGCAGCUACCGGCCCACCACCGUUGGCUGCCUCAGCAGGACCACCACCAAUGGUAGCCUCUGCUGGGCCACCUAUGGUAGCCUCAGCAGGCCCUCCUUUGGCAGCCUCUGCUGGUCCACCAUUAUCUGCUUCGUCACGGCCACCGCCAAUGACAGUUACGACAGGUCCACCGUCUGGACCAUCAACGGGGACUUUUUUGAAUGCGCCACUGGCAUCCUCAGGAGCACGCUUGUCCACGUCGUCGACGGGAACACCUUCCAAUGUGACCCCACGAGCGACGCCUCCUGGAACGCCCUCGCCGUCCGAGAAACACCCGAUUUCGGCACUCUCACCACGAUCCACGAGCACCAAAAAAUUGCCGUUGCCGCCCCCUUCAGACACACUCAGUCGACGUGCAAAAACUAGGACAAAGAAAUUCAAAUUGCCUCCCUCGUUUUCAACGACAACUCCCAAAAAUAAAAAGGAAAAAUUGCCGUUGCCACCCAGAGGGGGAGAAACGCCGAAGCAAGUUGCAGCUUCGAGCAGUGCUAAACCACCACCAACCGCGACAGCGCCUGCGACUUUGUCGUCAGCCACCCCUCCAUUAACGUUAGCACCACCUACAACAGCCACUGAUGCUACACCGAAACGGAGCAAUGCCGGGGCACCUCCUGUGCAGGCAGCAACGACAGAACCGGCUCCUGUGCAGCAGUCGCAGACCGAACCACCCAUCCAGACCGUGGAACCAGUUCAAACGAAAACGCCAGUGGUGGCAGAAUUAAACCAAGCCCCAGUAGGGGUUGACGCAGUGCCCACGGAAGCGACUUCUACUCCUGAAAUCAUCAGCUCUACAGUUGCCGCGUUGCCCGAGGGAUGGAAGGAGGUAUCCGAUCCAAAUUCUGGAAAGGUUUAUUUCUACAACGAAAAUGACGGACGCACUAGCUGGGAUCGUCCCGUGCAGGAAGAAGCGGCGACAAAGACUGUUCCUGAGGAGCCAGCAACAGUGGAAACAUCACAGGCGACGGCAGAUCCACUGGAAACCAAAGCUGAACCACAGGAAGAGUGUGAUGAAAAGAAUGAAUCCACCAAAAAUCUCCCAGAUGGAUGGGUAGAGGUGACAGAUGAUGUCUCGGGAGGUCUUUAUUACUAUAACACUGUGGACCAAACGACUAGCUGGACGAGGCCUCAAGCGGACGUGCCUGCUAUGGAUACAUCGCCCAAUGCUACGAAUGCCACUGACGAAGUCCCUGCGGCAUCGCCCGAAAAAGCACCCGAGGAGGCGCCUGUUGCGGAUCAUGUGGCCGAGGAACAUGCACAAGCAGAGGCCGAAACAGCGGGCCCGACAACAAGCGAAGAAACAUUGGCAACUCCUCUUCCCUCUGGGUGGGUGGAGAUAAUGGAUGAAGCUUCUGGUCGUCCUUACUACGUCGAUUCGGUUAACAACGUUACGACGUGGGAGCGACCAACGGCACCGGUUGAUGCUGCUGUUGAGGAAGAAAAACCUGAGACAGCCCCCGGAGAAAAGGGUGAUUUACCCACCACAGCUUCAGCAGCAGAAACUGAUUCAGGGGAUUUGGCUCCAGAGCUCACCCAAGCAAAGUCAACGGAGACCACAACAACAACAGAUGACGACAAUGCUCCAGCAGCGGACAGCACUAUGGCGAUUCUUGAUGAUUUACAAGAAGCCCUUCCAGAUGGCUGGAUCGAAUGCGUCGAUCCUGGAUCAGGUCAAAUUUAUUAUUGCAACAAAGUCGACAACAGAACGACUUGGGAUCGCCCAACUAUAGCAGUUGAAGGAACGGCGGAUGCAAUUAGUGAAGAGAAAGCAGCGCCCGCUGAAACAGCAGUUGAACCUGCGCCAGAAGUAGCAGGCGAAAAGGAGGAACCGAGCACAGUCGCGCCUGAGGUAACGGAGACGGCGGAGCAAGCGGAAGAAGCCGCACCAGAAGAAGAAAUUGUUGUCGUUGACGAGAAUGCCGAGGGAGAGCUUCCACCCGGUUGGACCGAAUUAUUGGACCAAGGAUCAGGUCGACCCUACUAUUACAACGCAGAGACUCAAGAAACAAGAUGGGACAAGCCCGCUCCUGUUUCCGCUGACGCAUUGGCUACGGACGGCGUCAUUGUCCCGAGCCAGGACGAUGUUGCGAGAACAGAGUCCGAUGGGUUCGUGGUUGUCGAAAACGAGGAGCCACCCGUCGAAGAGCCCACGCCAGAGCUGACGCACGAGGCUGCUGGGACAACAGCAGAACCUGGCGAGGUCGGUAGCCCUGAGGAUAUGAAUGCUGAAGGCGAAACCACUCCAGCUGAAUCUGCAGAACAAGCGUGCGACAUGUUCGAGCCGCCAGUUGACCAAAAGGUUGAAUCGCCAGCCGACAAUGAUCUCCCCCCUGGAUGGGUAGAGAAGUAUGAUGCCAACAUGAAAAUUCCCUUUUAUUACAACGAAGCUGAGGAGAAGAGCAGCUGGGAGAGACCGACCGCUGUGUCAGAUCUGAUCGAAAGUGAGCAGGAAGCUGCUCCGCCAGAGCCACCUGUCGUCGACUCGGCCGAGAAUGCAGCUGACGAGUUCGACCAAUUGCCAGCGAAUGGCAAAGAAGAACCUGAGCCCAGAAAUGAACCAAUUCUUGCAGAUGAUGCACUACCAGUAGGCGCACCAACACCGGCGGCAUUGGAAAGUACGGUUCAGUCCGACGAUGUAGAUGGCGACUUGCCACCUGGUUGGGAAGUCGGUGAAGAUCCAACAACCGGAGAUGUCUUUUAUUUCAAUACUAUCGAGAAGAUAACGACGUUUGAAAGGCCAUCUCUGGCAAAGGGCACCCCGGAAGUCUCGGCAACAGAGCAGACUGAUGGUACGCUAAAAGAAGGCGUUUUGAGCAGUCCAACUGAGGACAAUGAGGGUGUCCCAGAGAAUACUCCCUCCCAAUCCGAAUUGCCACCUGGAUGGCAAGAGAUGGUUGACCCAGGAACAGGGAAUGUGUAUUACUUCAAUGAAGUAGACGGAACAACUACAUGGGACAGGCCUGUUGGUACAGUCGAAAAAGGGACAGAAGCAGAAGAUGAAACACACCCUGUACGAGUCACCGAAGAGGCUCCAACCAGCUCAGCAGACGAACAAGACAUCCAUGGUAAAGGCGAGCCGAAAAACGAGGAUUUUCCCGUGGACACGCCAGCAGAGUCUGUGUUACCGCCAGGAUGGCAAGAACUUGUAGACCCUGGGUCUGGAAACGUCUACUAUUUGAAUGACGAUGGGGAAACUACCUGGGACCGGCCAGCUGUUAUACCUGAAGAGUCGGCUUCUGGUGACAACGCACCAACGGAAGACGAGGGUGCAGCUCCUUUGGAUGGUCCAGUGGACGGUCCCGAAGGCGAUGGUACACCAAAUGAGGGUAACGAUGAAUUCAACCAAGAGAGUUCAAACGAUGUAGCAGAAGACGGAAAGCAAGUUGAGUUGCCCUCAGGAUGGGUCGAAAUGCUUGAUGAAACAACAGGCACGCCAUACUAUUGGAAUGAGGUGACAGGCACCACAGCGUGGGAGCGUCCAACGCUUGCCAGCAAUGGAGACCAACCUCCAACUGUGGGCGUUCCGACCAUGCAGGAUGAUGAGAUGCUUCCCGAAGCGUCGCCGGAGCCUGUGCAAACUACGGAGCAGCUGGAGGAGAAUGCUCCAUAUGGGGCAGAAGCAGUUGUAGAAGAGAUUGCUCCAGAAGCCCACAUUCCAAAGGAGCAAGAAGCCAUAACAGAUUCUGAUGCUGUACAACCAUACCUGCCUGAAGGCUGGAGCGAAGUGACUGACCCGUCGACAGGAAGAAUCUAUUAUAUCAAUGAGACUGAUGGCACAACUUCAUGGGACAUGCCUGUGGCCCCUGCAGUGGAGGACUCGAGGAAAAAUGGCUCGGAAGGAACUCCUGGGGUUGAAGGAGAGUCACCCGAGCAGUCCGGAUUUGACGAAUCUAUUCCCACAGGUGUUGAUAGCCUGGAGCAAGCGGACACUGUGGACGAACCGUUCGUCACUGCAGGCGAUGACUCCGCACUCGAUGCUCACCAUAAAAGUGCCCUUGAAACAGUUGAAUCCGUCGACAAAAAGGACGGGACAGGUGCAUCAGAUGAGCCAUCGAAAGAAAGUAUCACCUCACAAACCGCUCUUCCUGAUGGAUGGGUCGAAGGGUUUGAUGAGGCAUUGGGAAAGACAUAUUACUAUAAUUCGAUUUCAAACGAAUCUUCAUGGGAGAGACCUACAUGGCCACAUGUGACGCAAGAAGAGUUGGCCACAGAUGUGGCUGAUACAAACGAGAACGUUGUUGAGGAGAUUGAAGGCGCCCCCGCAGAAUCCACAGAGGCGAUUGCUGGCCAGGAAAUGAAUGAAUUGGUGCAGGCGUCAUCGUUGGAAGCAUCUGCUUCACCUCAAGCCGAGCCAGAGGAACUUACCGAUCAACCCGAAAGUGGGGAUCUUACUGGACAAGAAUUUGGCAACGCCUCUCAACAAAAUCCAGGAGAGGCUCUUGGAGAAUCUCAACCGAGAAGUGAUGUUCCAGCAGAAUCUGGUCUGCCUCCUGGAUGGACAGAAGUGAAGGAUGAAACAUCUGGCAAUGUCUACUACUACAACCAGGACACAAUGGAAUCUUCAUGGGAAAGACCUGCAAUGCCACAAGGCCAUGACUCCGCAGAAGAGGCCGUUGAUGAUGAAAAUGCUGUAGAGGAGGAUGUUGGCACUGAACCCGAGGGUACAGCCACUGUUCUAGAGACAACUGUACAUGAAAAUCCUGACAACGCCCCGGACUCUGGAGGUGUGUCCCAGUCUUCGCUGCCAUCUGGCUGGGCUGAAGUGAAAGAUGAAGCAUCCGGCAGUAUCUACUACUACAAUGAGGUGACACAGGAGACUUCAUGGGAGAUUCCUGGUGGGCCACAAACUGAACCUGAGAAUCUUGAAAGCGAUGAGGUAGCAGAGAAGGAGCAGGCUCAAGUGGAUGCCAUUGGCGAAUCCACCCACGAUAAUCCUGAAAACAUGACAGAGGCAAAUGCUGACUGCGUGCCAGACAGUGCUCCUGAUAUUCCAACACAGUCAGGGCUGCCUCCUGGCUGGGUUGAAGUUAAGGAUGAAGUAUCUGGCGGUAUCUACUACUACAACGAAGUGACACAGGAGACUUCAUGGGAGAUUCCUGGUUUACCACAAACUGAACCUGAGAAUCUUGAAAGCGAUGAGGUAGCAGAGAAGGAGCAGGAGCAGGUCAAGAGGAUGCUAUUAUUGUCAGGGCUGCCUCCUGGUUGGAUUGAAGUGAAGGAUGAAGCAUCUGGCAGUAUCUACUACUACAAUGAGGUGACACAGGAGACUUCAUGGGAGAUUCCUGGUGGGCCACAAACUGAACCUGAGAAUCUUGAAAGCGAUGAGGUAGCAGAGAAGGAGCAGGCUCAAGAGGAUGCUAUUGGCGAAUCCACCCACGAUAAUCCUGAAAACAUGACAGAGGCAAAUGCUGACAGCGUGCCAGACAGUGCCCCUGAUGUUAUAGCACAGUCAGGGCUUCCUCCUGGUUGGGUUGAAGUGAAGGAUGAAGCAUCUGGCAGUAUCUACUACUACAAUGAGGUGACCCAGGAGACUUCAUGGGAGAUUCCUGGUUUACCACAAACUGAACCUGAGAAUCUUGAAAGCGAUGAGGUAGCAGAGAAGGAGCAGGCUCAAGAGGAUGCUAUUGGCGAAUCCACCCACGAUAAUCCUGAAAACAUGACAGAGGCAAAUGCUGACAGCGUGCCAGACAGUGCCCCUGAUGUUAUAGCACAGUCAGGGCUUCCUCCUGGUUGGGUUGAAGUGAAGGAUGAAGCAUCUGGCAGUAUCUACUACUACAAUGAGGUGACCCAGGAGACUUCAUGGGAGAUUCCUGUUGGGCCACAAACUGAACCUGAGAAUCUUGAAAGCGAUGAGGUAGCAGAGAAGGAGCAGGAGCAGGCUCAAGAGGAUGCUAUGGGUGAAUCCACCCACGAUAAUCCUGAAAACAUGACGGAGCCAAAUGCUGACAGCAUGCCAGACAGUGCUCCUGAUGUUAUAGCACAGUCAGGGCUGCCUCCUGGUUGGAUUGAAGUGAAGGAUGAAGCAUCCGGCAGUAUCUACUACUACAAUGAGGUGACCCAGGAGACUUCAUGGGAAAUUCCCGGGGGUACCGAAGUUGUUGAGCCAGAACCGGUUCUGCAGUCUUCAGAGGCUUUGCCUGAACAGGAAAUUCCAGCGGGCGUGUCAGAGAGUGAGGGGGCAGGAGAGAAGGAGCCUGUGGAAAAGGAAUCUGAGGCUGUGCCAUUCCAAGAGACCGCGGGAGAGCUAGACCCUGCAACUGCAAACGAUGCACCAGAUAUUGGAGCACAAUUGGGUCUUCCACCUGGUUGGUCUGAAAUGCUAGAUGAAGGCUCUGGCAACAUGUUCUACUUCAAUGAUUCAACUCAGGAGUCUUCCUGGGAAAGACCUGUAUGGCCUCAUGCUGAGCCUGGGCAAGUGUUGCCGGAAGGUGUGUCCGAGGGCGAGCAGCUAACAGAGAUUGAUCAACUUGAGCAAGUGCCCGAGGUGGUAGCGGCAGCAGGUACCUCUGAAGGCCCAGCAGAUGAGGUUUUGGAUACCACGCCUGACAAAACUGUCGAGCAGGACAUUGCACCACCCAGUCUUCCUUCUGGCUGGGUGGAAGUGAAGGAUGAAGGAUCUGGCGAUGUGUAUUUUUACAACGAAGUGACACAGGAAUCAUCAUGGGAAAGACCUGAACAGCCCCAAGGUGAGCCAGAGCCAGCACCUUCAGAUUCUGCGCCCAGAGAUGGCUCUUUGGCAGAACACGACAGAACCGAACCUCAGGCUGAUGCAGGCGCUGCUUCGUCGUCAAUCGAUAGAGACGAACCUGCUAUUGAGGCGAUGGAUCAGGUGGCGACGGCAGCACCGAGUCAAGCACAGGAUCCAGUUGGAGAGGCAGAUGUAUUGGUAGAACAAACCCCGUCGGAUGCGAUACAAGACGGGUACGCAGCUGACGAUACGGCUCCGCAGUCAAGUCUUCCACCUGGCUGGAGCGAAGCUGUGGACCCCUCUACUGGCACAACCUAUUAUUUCAAUCACACGGACAACACAACAUCGUGGGAGCGGCCAAUGCCAGAGAACGAUGCGACUGUUUUUGAAAACGAUAUGAUUGAUCCUGGAUCUGGCAACCCAUACUAUCUAAAUGAAACUACAAACGAGACGACCUGGGAAAAACCUGUUGCUGAGACUGAGACGAACGACGGCCAGGACUCGGCGAUCCCAGGCGAGCUUCCCGAAGGCUGGGAAGAACAAUUGGACGCUACCGGACGAGCAUACUAUGUAAAUACAAGUUUGGGCCUUACGCAAUGGGAACGCCCCGUUCCUGUUGCGACUCCGCAAGAAGCUAUGCCCACCAAACCUGCAUCUGAUGGGGGUGCAACGGGUGGAAAAACUGAAGCUGCAAACAGGGCUGUGCGACCAGCUCACGCUCUUUGUUCUUUUGGAUUUGGAGGACGCCUCUGUGUCUUCCGAGCAAAGGGAAAGCGUCUUGUGGAAGUUCAUCGCACCCGGAACUUGAUUCAAUCACACAGUUUAGUCCAAAUAGAGACAUCAAAGGAGCAAUCUGGCAUCGCUGGUCCCCUCAACACAAGCAAACCAGCGUCUGUAAUUUCCUACCUGGAAACAAAGAAGCAGGAAAAGCCAGCGGACAUUCUCUGGCAAUUGAUUGACAUUGUCUCAAACUCGAGGGGUAGAAUUCGAAGUCAAAGCGGCAUAUCGAACCCAGAAAGCCCAGAGGCUGCUAUUGUGGAACUGAUGCUGCAGGACGGGACAACACCUCUGAAGCCAUCGAGUACUGGACAGAAUGGCAACACGAUUCCUCCACAUGCAAUUUCGGAAGGGGAAGUGGGCAAAAACGGGAACAAUACCGCAGCUCAAAUCGAAACUAUCCAAAAUUUUAUUUUGAGAGGAAAGCGUGUAGAAGCCGUCGAAGCAGCGCUCGAAUCUGGAAAUUUUGCCUUGGCACUCCUGGUUUCCUCAUUUUGUGAUUCGGACACUUAUCACCAUGCCGUGACACAGUUUGCGGAGAAAGUUUUGCAGACUAGCUCUCCGCUGCACACGAUUGCAAUGCUUUUCUCCGGACAACUUGGAUCUUCGAUUUGGUCGGCCGACUCAAAAGAUUUGCUUGGAAACUGGCGCUGUCAUCUGGCUGCAAUCAUUAGUAAUCGAACGCAAGGAUGGGAAAGAAUCGUGUUCACUCUCGGAUCGAAAUUGCAGCAGCUUGGCAAUGUGCACGCUGCUCAUGUUUGUUUCAUGGUUUGUGGUCUGCAAAUAAUGAGCCCCAUCCUGCCAGAGACUUAUGUUAGCUUGUUGGGCAGCGAUCAUCUUCUCCCCGAGAACGUCUCCCUGAUGACUCAAGAAGGACUUGAGGCUUACGAGAGAACUGAAGCCUAUGAAUGGGCUAAGCGACGGGGCAAUCCAAAUGCCCUGAUCAAGACAUUGCAACCGUACAAGCUGCAGUAUGCCAUGAUCUUGGCGGAUAUGGGGUUUGUAGAGCUUUCGAAGAAAUAUCUCGAGAACAUUCUCGUCAUGUGUGAUCUCGCUGGGGACGAAACAAGAUUUGACAACAUUGUCGCGGCUCGACUAACAGUUCCAGAAAUGUGUGAGACCCCAGCCGCCUUUAAAGCUGCCUUGGCAAGCUUUGAGCAGCGGCUUUUUCAAAACGUUCCGGAUGUGGACGCCGAAAAGAAAGCGGCAACGACUCCGAUUGUUGCCAAGCCUUCACCACAAUUGCGGUCACCCCCAAAACAAGAGGACUUCCCGGCCAUUUCCCCGUCGCUUACGAAUGAUUCUGAUAUUAGUUUUAUUACUGCGGCGUCCGAUGUCACCGACGCUCCACCGCCAUUCGGUCAAGGAAUGGUUCAACCGAAGACAAAGGACAAGGUGACCCAAAUGGCAAGAGUGGUACGGAAUCCCAAAAAGGAUACGAAAGCUGCGAUCAAACCAAAAGCAGCUGCCAAAGCUGCAACCAGUACAGUGUCCACUCCUCUUUUAGGAGCCACAAAAAACGUUCCUGUAAAAACUCCGCCAAAGACCGAAGCUCCGAAAUCAGGACCUCCUUCUUCCCUGGCUGCGUCCUCUGGGCCACCUUCACAAUUGAAGACUCCGCCUGCUAGCAAGCUAACAAAGAAGGGCCCGUCUGAAAGUAAAGAAAAAGCAAAGCCAUCGGGGAAGAAACCAGAACCAGCCCCAAAAUCUGCUCCUGCGGUAAUGCUUCAAAAACGAGACUGGACGUUUGGAUUUUCCAAAACCAUGACCAAGUGGCUGAACCCCGAUGCUACUCAGGCAGAUGUUGGCGGCAAGAUGGAGGCCUACUAUUGCGACGAGACGAAACGAUGGAUCUUCCCCGGAGAAACACCCGAGGAUAUCAAGCCGCUCCCCCCUCCUCCGACACCCAUGGAUAUGACGCCGAAGGAAGAGCCAAAACCGGAGCCAGACAUGGCCACCGAUCCAUUGGCAGCCAUGAUGGCUCCUCCAAAACGAACCCCUGCUUCGUAUGGGAGAUCUAGAGCAGGAGCGCUGGGAGUUCCAUCGACGCCCCGUUCCCUCUAUCCUGGAAUGACGCCUCCGAUGCCUGGAUCAGUCAUGCCGCCAGGAUCAGCUGCUGGCCCUGGUGGGAGUGGUGCUCCUCCACAGUUCAUGGUUUUCAAACCGUCACCACAGCCAGAGAAAAAGGCCAAGGAUGGGGAAGGCAACACCACAGAGGAGAAAUCAGCAGACAAGUAA